UGCUGGUUGGGUUUGUGCUGUGCAGGGAGCUGGGAUGGGAUUUGUGGCUCUGCUUCGUAGUUCCCACUGCCCCUCACAGAGUGCCUAGUGCCUGAGAUGAGGCGGGGGCUUCAGCAGCAGCACUGGCAUUUGAGGAGGUACUAAAUGUGACCCUGUUCCUGGAGGUAAAAGGUUUUUCCACUCUGCUUUCUGAGGAAAAUGCAGGUAGGAGAGUGAAUGCUGAGGAGGCAGCUGUAAAGGAUGAGCAGGAGAAUCUGGUGGCAGAAGAAAAUCUAAAGCACCACCUCCUCCACCUGAAACAAAAUCUAUUGCUGUUUCUCCGUUUGAUAACACAGAGCCAACCAACCUCAUCAUGGAACAGAAAGAGAAUGUAAUCGAUAAAGAUAUUGAGUUAUCAGUGGUCCUGCCAGGAGAUGUGAUCAAGUACACUACAGUUAACGGGAGGAAGCCCAUGAUGGACUUGCUGAUCUUUCUCUGUGCACAGUAUCAUUUAAAUCCAUCAAGUUAUACCAUAGAGUUGGUAUCAGCAGAAAAUAGCCAGAUUAAAUUCAAACCCAACACACCAGUGGGAAUGCUUGAAGUAGAAAAGGUGAUUGUAAAGGCGAAACAAAUGGAUAAGAAGAAACCUGCUCCAGUUAUACCAGAGCAAACAGUAAGGGUAGUGAUAAACUACAAGAAGACACAGAAAACAGUAGUAAGAGUUAGUCCACAUUCACCCCUUCAAGAACUCGUACCAAUUAUCUGUAGCAAAUGUGAGUUUGAUCCUUCACAAACACUGCUACUGAAGAGUUACCAGUCGCAAGAACCCCUUGAUAUGACAAAAUCUCUUAAUGAGCUCGGACUACGAGAACUAUAUGCCAUGGACAUCAGUCAAGCUGCAUCACCAGUUGAUUUAAAUUUACCAUCUUUUCAAGGCUCCUACCAAUCUGAAAACAUAGAUGUUCUGAAGGAGAAAGAAAACAAAGGAUUUUUCAGCUUUUUUCAACGGAACAAGAAGAAAAGAGAACAAGCUGCCAGUGCCCCAGCAACUCCAUUGAUGAGCAAGCCAAGGCCAACAUUUAUCACGAGAUCUAACACUGUCAGCAAGCAGUAUGACUCAAACACUCUGCCAGCUGAGAUGCCAAAGAAACGGAGAGCUCCUUUGCCACCCAUGCCGAACUCUCAGAGUGCUCCCCAGGAACUCGCACGAGCCCAAGCCAGACCUACAUCUGAUAUUGUGAAAUCCAACAGCUUUGAUAGGAAUGAACAGGCCCCUCUGGGAUUAGUGCGGAAAGGCUCCCUGCCGCUCAGUGACACUGCUUCCGUGAACUCCUCUCUGCGCAGGAUGAAGCGCAAGGCGCCCUCACCACCCUCUAGAGCACCAGAAGAUCAAAGUGAAAGCAGUAAUGAGCCUGUAACAGAGUCAACAGAAUCAGCCUCCAGUAAAGCGGAAGGAAGAGCCACUGAAAUGCAGCCUGAAACAGAUGUGUACAACCUGGAAGAAAUUGAUGAAAGGGAAGAGAUAGGUGUGCAACAAGGAGAGGACAGUGGAAGUACCAAUACCUCUCCUAGGAUAGGAGAGGUUACUGCAGCCUUCAGCUCUGCUGAGGUACCACUGGAAAAUGACAAAAAUGAUCCUGCUUCAUCAGCUCCUGUUCCUGGCAGUGUUCCCACAGACAACUUGCAAAGCUUCAAGGAAGAAAAACAAGAAAAUAUGAGCACAGAUGGCAAAGGACUACAGACUAAAAUAAGCAGUGAGGAUGAUGGAUUUCAAACAGACAGGAAGCUUAAAAUUUUAGAUGAAAAUAAAACUGAUGAUCACAGUGAUACAAAACUCCUUCCAGCAACAGAAGAAGGGAAAGAACUCGAGACAGCUGAAAUUAAAACAGUAGAUUUUAGAGAAAAUAACAAGCUUGAAGUUGACAGACUAUCAAACUGCCAGGCAUGUAAAAAUGACAUCUCUGUAAGUCAUAGGAAUUAUCCUCAACUGAUUUCAGAAAAGCAAGAUGACAAAACAAAUCAAACUGGCUUGGACACAGUAAAAACUCAGGAUGUUGGAAUCCAGACUUUGGAUAGCAAUUUGGGAAGGACUGCGCAGAAGGAAAUGAUUGUUCCUCAGGGUGUUGAAUCAUCCACAUUUAGAGAGCUGGUCCCUCAACAUAACAGAGAGAAGAACAACUCCCUUGUUCAAGUGAUGCAUCAAGAGAGUGAAGAUACUUCAGUAGAACAAAGUCUUGAGACACAAGAAGUUACUCAUAAAAAAGUAAUUCCAAUAAAAGACCAGAGUCACAUCUGUAUAAAUGGUAGUGAUUUUGCUUCACGAGAAACAACUGCUGAAACUCCAGAUGACUCUUCUGUGAAAGGUCACCCUUUUUAUAGACAGGACACCAAACCUAAACCCAAACCUGCUAAUGAAAUUACAAGGGAUUACAUACCAAAAAUUGGGAUGACUACUUAUAAGAUAGUGCCUCCAAAAUUCUUAGAAAUGAUGAAGAGCUGGGAAUCAGAAGUUCUAUCAGAUCACAAGGAUCAAGAGGUGUCUACUUUGGAAGACCCCAGAGAAUUAAUAGUGCAAAGGGAAAUUCUUCAUCUGUCAAAAAGUGUGGGUCCUUUACAGGUUGGUUCACAAAAUGAAGCUGCAGCGGCAAAUGGUCCACUGCAGAGAGUGAACAACGUUUCUGAACAUACUGUGACCUCUGGAGCUGACAUUACUACCGAGAACAACCAGAUGGAAAGAGAGUCUUUCAAGCAGCGUGUCCCACUGAUGCUAAACUUGGAUAAUACAAAUGCUUCUUCUGAGACUCAGGACAAGUCAAAUGCAUUAAGUCCAUUAAGUCCUACAAUGAAGCCUAGUUCUUUUUAUCUGCAGAUGCAACGAAGAGCUUCAGGUCACUAUGUGACAUCUGCAGUUGCCAGAAGCACAGUUUGUGCUCCUAAUUCAAUUCAAAGUGAAGUUAAGAAUACAGAGAUGGGUAAAAAAAUCUCAUCGCCUGAUUUGACUUCUUUGGCUUUACAAAAAACGAGUGUUCCCUCUCCUCCUGCCGAUCGAGAAAAUGCUGAUGAUGGAAAAAACACUGAAUCUUCCACUUCUCCUGUUAAAAGCAGUAAGCCUUUAAGUUUUCCCUCCUGUCCUCCAGCACCAUUGAAUCUAAAAACUCUUAGAACUUUUGCAGUUCCAAAGCCGUACUCAAGUUCAAGACCAUCCCCUUUUGCUCUAGCUGUCUCAUCUGCAGUCAAAAGGUCACAAUCAUUCAAUAAGACACGUACAAUCACUAGCCAGGCACCAAGAGAGGAAUUUCCAGUGGAACACUCCCCUGUCCCUUUGGCAGCUGGAUUCUCCUCAGCUACCUCCGUGCCUGAAGUGAAAAGUCCUUCCUUACAGACCAUAACAGCGGGGUCACAAAAUAGUCAAAUGGAUAAGAAAGGCAGCCAUGUGCACAGUGAGCAGAAGAGUCAGGCGCAGUCAGGUGCUUCCCCUGACCACCCACACCCUGUCACUAAGAGACAAACCGCGAUGACGCUCCCGCGCGCUGACCCCGAACAGAUCCACCAGAGCUUGCUGGCUGCAAUCCGCUCUGGAGAAGCUGCUGCCAAAUUGAAAAGGGUUGGUCCUCCAUCAAACACCAUAGCUGUCAAUGGAAGAGCCAGGCUUAAUCCUUUGUAUUCUACAGAAGCUAAGGCUAAUCCCUAGAUAUUAUACCAAAUAUUUUGCACUUUACUACUGCUUCAUAGGCCAACUUAAUACUAACUACAAAUUUUUGGAAGUGUAAAUGCAAGUAUAUGUUAAUAUAUUUUUGUCAAUGUUUAUAACAAUGUCAGGCUGGGUCUUUUGAUGCCUUGAAAAGAUUAUUAGAAUAUGUAAAUUAUAGUAAUAUUUUGCCUUUUUCUCUUUAUAAAGCUGACUAUGCUGCUAAGAAGUUUUAAGACGAGGUGUAGGUGAACUUUGCUUAUGAUAGAAUCAGAAUUGAAGAUUCUUGAUUUUAGCUUUCAAGACUGAACAAUAUGUAGCACUAUGCUGAAAUUACAGAUUGGAAGCAAGCUAAAAGUUUUAAAUCAAAUAACUAAUUUUUGAUUGUGUAUUACUUUAACAGAUUGUAUGAACUUAAAUCUACCACAUGCUGCCUCCAUAUUACUUCAGUAAAUUAAAAUUGUAAUUAGUAGAAAUCUUAAUUCAAUGCAAUACUUUGUUUCUGUAUUAAAAAAUAGAUGUUUUUGUUCCUGUAGCAGAGAGUAAUUGGGAUAUGUAUUUUCAUUUUUUUUUUCUUUUUACUCUCCUGUAAUUUUUUUUUCCUGGUAGCACGCACACACAAAAAAUCGGGACAUAAAUUAUUGGAAACUUUUGUACUAUUCAAAACCUUUUCUUAACAGUAGCACUACAUGAUGUUUCUUAACUGCUCUUUAAAUAUCUGUAUAUAGUAUUUACCUAGCAUCAGAUAAGCAAUACUUUUUGUGAACUAAUUAUAUCUUUAGUAGUCAUCAGCAUAUAGUCACUAAUGCAAAACAAAUUCCAGUUUUGAUACUUUAUGAAAUAGAAUAUUUUUUUCACUACAAGUGUGACUAAAAAAUGAACUGCUUUGGACUUAUUCCUACAAAAUAUUUUAAUCUUAAAACAGCACAAAAACACAUAAAUCAUGCUUGUAUCAGAGAACAUCUAUUUAUAGAUUAAGCAUUAAAUAUCAAAAUGGGAAUAUAUAUUAAAAGAAAAUGUUUCAUGUUAUAUUUUAUCUAUUUUGAGUUUCUUGUAAAGAUUAUACAUUUUUGGGGAGGGGGUGGAAAUAUGAUCGCAUUCAUGAUGAAAUAGCUACAUUAGGGAUGCAUGCAGCAAUUAUUGCCAUAUUAAAAUAUUUUUUUGCUGGACUUGAUUUAAAAUUAAGCAAUUGUAUUUAGUUUCUAUUCUUUAACAAUAUAUAUUUUGUACUUUAGAAACAUUAUGUAACUCAGUUGCAGAAACUGAUCUAUAUGUGCAUUUUCAAAUUGUUUGCUGCCAGGUUUUUGUGCAAUAAUCUCAAAGAGGUCUAAUUACUUUCCUAGUACAGAGUCAAUUACCAGUUUCAAGUUAUGGUGUUAACUUAAUGCUGAAACCCUUUAAUGAAUGUUUUAGUAAAUAAAAAUUCAUAAAGAGA
Molecule: messenger RNA, 5102 nt
Organism: Pseudopodoces humilis (Tibetan ground-tit)
Lineage: Eukaryota; Metazoa; Chordata; Aves; Passeriformes; Paridae
Gene: COBLL1
Product: cordon-bleu WH2 repeat protein like 1
Molecular function (GO): actin monomer binding
Source: RefSeq, a predicted model, not a curated record